UUUACACCCACAAUGCUUGUUGUUGUUGUGAUGGUUAUUUCCCGUUAUAUUCUGUUUAUUAUAUAUAUAUACUAAUCAAUGUGUUGGGCAUAGUGCUGAAUGACUAGAUCGAGUCUUGUACACAUCAAAUUAAAAGUCUUCGGAGGAACAAAUAUAAAUAUUGAAAACAAUGGAGGAGUAUAACAUGUACCUACCCAUUCUUAAUAAAUUAACGAUAGAUGUAUUCCCUGAGAUACUGCGAAAUCUUUUAGAAUCCUUCAUGAAUCACACACAACUUCCUGAUUGGUACGCCUCUGUUAGAGGAAGAACAUUUUUCAGCAAGAUUGAAGAAAUUUAUAUAUUCGAAAGUCCACAGAAAGGUUAUCAACAAUUCGAUUUAAGUCUUUUAAUAAAGAUUUUGAAAUAUUUGUUUGGAGAAACAACCAUUAAUUCACAUUUAGACACUCUGUGUCGAAUUAGAAACAAAUUAUCUCAUUUACCAAAUACGAAUAUCACAAGGGAUGAGUUUGACUCUUAUUUUAAACAAUGCUGUGAUGUAGCCGAUAGUAUUGAUAAUCAUCUUAGAAGACCAGGAUGUUUAGGUCAAAGGUUUUGUGACAUACGCGACAAAGGUUUUGUCGUGUUUUCAGGUCAAGCAAGCAUUGGUGAAAUACAGAAACAACUGAAUGAACUACAAAGGAAUGGAGAAGGAAUCACAAAUUCACAAAUUAACCAGAUAACCAUGACUACUAAAUUAGAUAUACAAGAAUUAGAAAUAAAAAAUAAAAAAGAGUAUGUCAAACUGAAUGAGCUGAAGAAAAUGCUGACCCGUGUCGGUAAAACGCUAGAGCCUCCAGAGGACACCAAUUAUUAUCAUAUUUGGAAACAAAAAUUAGAUCUACCUGCUGUUCAAACUUGCAAAGGAACCAAAUAAUACAACAGACACUGAAUGAAGACAACUCAACUUUUAAAAAUCAGAAAAGAAUAAUAUACGGUUUACAGGGACAUUGCAGAGUGUGUAAAAGAUAAAAGAUACACAAUUGUAUGCCAAUCUACAGACACAACAGAGUCUUACACAGACACAGUAGAAGAACAAUCUCAAUGCAGGUUACAAAAACAGCCAUCUGACUCUGCUGAUGAUCAAUCUAACGAGAUAAUAUCGAUUCCGCAUGCGACUAAAAUCUGUAGAGAAGAAAGCAUUGUACAUCAACAUAAACGUGUGAAACCUCGUUGCCGGAGACCGGAACUUGCGCAGGAAACAGUAUCAACAGUUAUAAACGUCACUGAGGAGUCCAUCUUAUCCGGGUCAAUGAAUCCUCAUUUACCUCAUCGAUGUGCACAUUCGUUAAUCACAGAACUACAAUCAAAAAACGAUUACAAAAAUAUUAACGAAAAAAAAACACACAUUGCUACAAAAAAUGGAGAUGCAAAGAUAAAUGUGUCUUGGGAAAUGUGUUCAACUAGAAAUAGGCCUGGAAAGAAACAUAAGGACGAUGCUGCCACUAAGAAAGACGGAAAAAUAUGCAGUGCAUAUCCUUCAAAAGAAAAGCCGUCUAAAUUAGAAUCGACUGUUGGAGUUGAUCAAAGUCAGUCUGUAAUACCACACAAGAUGAAAAGAUGUUCAAAAUGUAUAAGGGAAGUCGACGAUGCAUUGAAUGUUACUGAUAACAAACUUGUUCUUAGAAGUUUGUCAAAUGAAAUUAAACAUAUUGUCAAUGAAACAAAACACCAGUUCUUUUUUUCUAAUCCAAGACCUGGACUUGAUUUGAGGGACUGGGUAGAGAAACAACUGCCAAAAUCAAAAGAUGAAAGAUUGGAUACAUUUCACAGAGAUUCAAAGGAAAACAUUAAAAAGAAAAAGAAAACAGAAAAAAAAGAAUGCACUUGUUACCAAGCAUUAGGUGUUGAACUUAGAGAAGACGCACCAGUCGACGAAUAUGCGGAUCCUUAUAGUCUAAAUAAAAGAAUGAGUACUGCGGACGUGGCGAUCCUUCAUUCAGAUCAAAAGGAAGAUGGAGCACUGGCAGAAAGAUAUCUAAAUCAUUUGAAGACAACAGUGAUUGGACUUACAGGCGAAACACAGGAAGCGAUAUUUCUUCCCGGAAGAAAUGUAUUUGACAUUAAACCGCUAUUAAAAUAUAAAAACAUAUUUGUGCUAAUCACUAGAUUUUAUGAACGUGCAAAUGUAUUAAGAUACAUAGUGCGAACGUUACUUCAUUUGUCACUUCGUUUCGAUAUGAAAAUGUGCAAGCUAAUACCUGUUUUUAUGGAAAAUAUAGGACAUUCACCCUUGGAAUUCAUUCCAAUCCAUCCACUGAAGUUUUACAAAACACUAGAAGAAAGUGAACACAAUAAACUUGAAAUCAGUUCAUAUUAUUGCAAUGCUUUGAAAGCUAUAUUUAGUAAACAAUUGAAUACUGGCUAACAAUAGUUUUUAAGACAUGAAUUAUUUAAUAAAUAUAUUAUA
Molecule: messenger RNA, 2446 nt
Organism: Mytilus trossulus (common blue mussel)
Lineage: Eukaryota; Metazoa; Mollusca; Bivalvia; Mytilida; Mytilidae
Exons: 11
Coding region: 1289-2404 (371 amino acids)
Source: RefSeq, a predicted model, not a curated record